CUGGGGGGUGCGCGCUGUCCGCUCCGGACGGGCCAGCUGGUUCGCUUCACAGGCGCCGGGUCCCCGCCCCACCACGGGACUGUAACCCGAUCCGCCAGCCGCCUCCCCUCCUGCCCAGCCCCUGCUCCGUGGCCUGGGUCCCCGCGUCACGCUGCCCGAGGCGGCCCUGCACCCCACAGCGAGUCCACCAUGGGCCGUCGGGCCUGCGGCCAUCUGGACACGUCGGGCGCUGUCCAGGGCCGCCGGUUCGGGGCCGUCCUGGGUGGGCUGUGCCUCGUCCCCGCUCUGCUGCUGUUGGCGCUGCUCAGGGCCCCCGAGGCGCCGGUCUGGAGCGCGUCGCAGUCUACUUUCCACAAUUUUGGGGCCUGGAGACUGUUCCUACUGCCUCCUCACAUCCACUUCCUUCCUGUGAAGAGAAAUGUGGAUACACCAAACCCCUCUGGGGUCCCCACCGCCCAGCUCCACAGCCCCCUGACCCUGCUGCUGCCUCGAAGACGACGCUACACGCUCACGCCGGCCAGGCUGCGGUGGGACCACUUCAACCUCACAUACAGGAUUCUUUCCUUUCCCCGGAAUCUCCUGAGCCCUCGUGAGACACGGCGGGGCCUGGCUGCUGCCUUCCGCAUGUGGAGCGACGUUUCCCCCUUCAGCUUCCGUGAGGUGGCCCCAGAGCAGCCCAGCGACCUCCGGAUAGGCUUCUACCCAGUCAACCAUACGGACUGUCUGGUAUCUGCUCUGCACCACUGCUUUGAUGGCCCCACGGGUGAACUGGCUCAUGCUUUCUUCCCACCACACGGUGGCAUUCACUUUGACGACAGCGAGUACUGGAUCCUGGGCCCCACACGUUACAGUUGGAAGAAAGGUGUGUGGCUCACAGACCUGGUGCACGUGGCAGCCCAUGAGAUUGGCCAUGCUCUGGGGCUGAUGCACUCACAGCAAGGCCGGGCACUCAUGCAUCUCAAUGCCACACUUCGAGGCUGGAAGUCAUUGUCCCAGGAUGAACUGUGGGGACUACACCGACUCUAUGGCUGCUUGGACAGGCUUUUUGUGUGUACAUCCUGGGCACGGAGGGGCUUUUGUAAUGCCCGUCAGAGACUCAUGAAGAGGCUCUGCCCCAGCAGCUGUGACUUCUGCUAUGAAUUCCCAUUUCCCACGAUGGCUGCCACCUUACCACCCACCAGGACCAAAACGAGGCUGGUGUCGGAGGGCAGGAACAUGACCUUCCGCUGUGGGCAGAAGAUCCUACACAAGAAAGGCAAAGUAUACUGGUACAAGGACCAAGAGCCCCUGGAGUUCUCCUAUCCUGGCUACCUGGCCCUGGGUGAAGCACAGCUGAGCAUCAUUGCCAAUGCAGUCAAUGAAGGCACCUACACCUGCGUGGUGCGCCGGCACCAGAGAGUGCUCACUACCUACUCCUGGCGGGUCCGAGUGAGGAGCUGACCCUGUUCAGAGGCUCUGGGCUGGAGGCCAGUAGAUAAAGCACUUUCUCUCUAA
Nannospalax galili (Upper Galilee mountains blind mole rat) is the source of this 1494-nucleotide messenger RNA. It is a transcript of the gene Mmp23b, whose product is annotated as matrix metallopeptidase 23B. The record is from RefSeq and is a predicted model, not a curated record. NCBI's taxonomy places the organism in Eukaryota, Metazoa, Chordata, Mammalia, Rodentia, Spalacidae. Gene Ontology annotation, molecular function: zinc ion binding; metalloendopeptidase activity. Bases 190 to 1440 code for a protein of 416 amino acids. The transcript is spliced from 8 exons. Gene Ontology annotation, biological process: extracellular matrix organization; proteolysis; collagen catabolic process. Gene Ontology annotation, cellular component: extracellular matrix.